Molecule: messenger RNA, 5868 nt
Organism: Zootermopsis nevadensis
Lineage: Eukaryota; Metazoa; Arthropoda; Insecta; Blattodea; Termopsidae
Product: synergin gamma
Cellular component (GO): clathrin coat of trans-Golgi network vesicle
Molecular function (GO): protein binding
Source: RefSeq, a predicted model, not a curated record
CCUUGCGUGCAUGAGUUACAUGAUUACUUCUGGUGAUUUUCCUUUCGGAAGAAAAUUGAUCGUGAAAAACUGUAAAACUCAAUGGGGCAGGAUCCGAUCCAGUUCUUUAAGUAAAAGUUUCAUUAAAGUCUGGAACCACUAAUUAAUUGUUAAGAAACGAAAAAGUGUGCACAAUGGCUUCAAUAUGUUUAUCACACCAUAAAUUGAAUUCAAUGGUGAAAGCUCCAUUGCCAACAUCCUGUUUGAACUAUUGCUAGCAGGUGAUCUGUGGCAGCAAUGAUACAGGUGUCAUUUCACGCUUGUAAACAUCAUGGAAGCGAGAAUAACAUAUCAGAAAGCGACAUAGUUAGUGUCAAAAUGUCAAGUGCAUAAAUAUACCGCAGUAGGAAUAACGUGUGUAAUAAUAUACCUUGACUAAAUCACCUGUAAUAGCAAUUAAUGCACAUUAUCCAAGAAAUGGCAAACAGAUACCCACUGCAGCAACCAGAGAUGCAUUCUCGGAUUGAUUUAAGUCUUGGAAACAAUACACCUUCAAUGUAUCCAGGACCAAGAGCUGGGAUGUGGACACAUCUUCCACCCCAUCAGCAGUUGGCAGAAGAGCAGAGUGAGAAGCAGCGUGAAUAUCUGAAACAGCAGCAGAAACUCAGGCUCAUGACUGCAGCUUCCACCCCUCAGGCUGUAAGUGCUGAUGUAUUAAUUGAGAAUCUUCUUGGGAAGAAAGAAACUUUCAAACCCAAAAAGAGUCAUCAUGGAUUAGCAGUGCCUGGUACUGUACCUAUCAAUCAGCAUUUGUUGGGUAAUGUUGGUAUCCCAGUGCAAGCCACUGGCCUGGCGCCUUCACAUAUUGUCGCAGCAGGUGUGCCAGGACCUUCAGCUUCAGGCACAAUGGGAAGCUAUGGUACUUCUGUAGCACCACCUGAAACUAAAGGAUCCUUCUCUCAUGUGCCCACGACUUCAGCUAAUAAGGGCUACGUUACCGUGUCUCGAAUGAAUCCGCAGAUGGACUUUAAUGUACCGUCCCAGGCACCGUUUUCAUUCAACUUACCCACGUGGUUGAUGCCUUCCUCAGAGCGUCUUCCUCAGUUUUAUAGACAAGUGUGGAAACUGGUGGAACAAGAGACGGGACUCGUUGAUACAACACGUAUCUUUCCGCUCCUUCUCACUAGUGGGUUGCCCACAGAUGUACUUGGUUUCAUAUGGGGAUUAGCGAAUCAUAAAGUCGCGGGUUGGCUGACCGAGCAAGAAUUAUACAUUGUGUUGGCCCUUGUCGCUCUCGCGCAGAGUGGAUGCACAUUUAAUAAUCUCAGUGUUUUGAAUUUCAUACCACAACCACCAAUUCCAAAUCUGAAAAUUGCUGGUUUUGAAUCGGCGGCAUCUAUACCCGGCAAAGAUAUCGAGGUCGUCACCGCUUCUAAUGUGGAGAAAUUGAAGAGGGAAGACCUGAACUUGCGUCUGGCUCCUUCCAGUGCAUCAUCCACAGCUAAUCCAUCUUAUGGAGGUGAUGAUGUGGGAUUUGACGAAUUUACAGAUUUUCAGAGUGCGAUACCAACGACAGCAGAAGAAACUUCUUCAGCAAGUAUUAAGGAACAAACUUCAACAGACAAACCACCUGAGAUACAAAGCGGUACUGCUACCGCGUUACCUUCGGAUGUGGGUACGACUCAGAAGUGCCCCAGUGUAAUGGUUGUAAGCAGUAGUGGUCAUGGGCGUGGAAUUGGAAGUAGACUCGCCAAUCACUCAUUAGGCACUCCGAAACAAAAGAAAACUAAACAUCACCACCACCAUCACCAUCACCGUACACAAUCACAAGUGAUAGCUACGUUAGAUGAAGAUUUUUCAGAAUUUCAACAGGCCAAAGAUCCAGUUCCGUCUACAGGUAGCGCUGGAGACGGAACUGCAAAUCAGGUUUUUCCUAAAUGCAUGGCAAAAACACCACAAGGGAAAACCUACUUGUUAAAAGAAAGUGCUAUUCGGGCAGAUAUGAAGUUAGAAGGGAAUCGGCAGACGUUAGGAAAUAUAAGGGAUGGCGGUCUGACAUCUCUAGAAGGAAUUGAAUCUGAUUUUGAUCAGAGAAAAAAUUCAUGUUUAAUGUCAGAAAAAUCAAAGCCUGAAGGAAGCAGACAAGAUCAGAAUAUCGCAUUGGUAGGACAGCAAAUGGAAUCGGAACUCAAAAGUAAAACUUCAGUAUCGUGUCCAAUCGAAUCUAAAAUCCACGGAGUAAAUCUGAUGUCCGUAGAAGAAGACAAAUACAGUGCGCUUAGAAAUCUAUCAGUAGCUGGCGAGGACAACAGUCCCGAGAAGCCGCAGUCAUUUAUAAGUGCGGACCACCAGUCACCUGCUAGUGAUGAUUUUGGUGAUUUCCUUUCUGCAGAACCAGCAGGAGGAGUUGAUGAUUCAUUUGUUGACAUAGCUACAAGAGAACAGUCUUCAAGUAAGUCCCUUGCAGAUCUCGGUAGUAUAAAUAUAUGGAAGACUGUGGAUUCUCCUCAGACUGCGGAGUUUCAAGUCGAUGACUGGGGAGAAUAUAAAGGCGCUCCAGUGUGUGAUGUUGGUUCAGAUUUGAACCAGACCUUAGAUAUGACUGGAGAAAAUGAAGUGGGUAAUACAACGAACAAAAUUAAAAUGGGGACGGACAUUUCAGCCAUGUUGAUGGAUCUCUAUCUGGGUAAUGACAAUAAUGUGUGGGAUCCAAAGGACGCUGACACUGUUGUAGCAAGUAAUGACAAGGAAAAGGCUUCGGACCUCUUAAGUCUGGUAGAACCAUCUUCGGAUACAAAUAGUGGCCGUUCUUGGGAUUUGAAAAAAAAGGAUGAUAAUAACAGUCAAGGUGAUACAUCUUUGAACACUUCUGAGACGGCAGGACAAAGCAGUACUUUUCAGGGAUUUCUGGGCAAAAUAUAUGAUGAUGAUGAUGAUGAUGAUGAUGUCAAAAGUAAGUGUUAUUCUAGAAAUGUGGAUAUACUUUGCUCGAGUCCUGAUGAUCAAUUACGUGGUGGCAGAAGCGACAAUUUUAACGUUGAUAUACGGACCCACGAUGGUGAUGAUGACUUUGGUGAAUUUGUUGGACCAGAUACAUGGUCAGAAGAGCAAAAGGGUAAUGAUAUGACCAAAGAUAUAUUGUUUGAUGGUCAUUUAGGACAAGGGCUGAAAGAUGGGCUUUACGGUGACAGCCAAUCAGUGAGCAGCCUAGAGUUGCCACCACUGGCACUCAGUCGCCAUGGUUCCGUACCGAGUCUCGAUCUGAAAAUAUUCCCCAGCACUACCGACAAGAAUGAUGGGAAUGAUGAUAACCACUCUUGGGAUAUAUCGCCACAGGGUAUUGAUCACCAGUUGAGUGAGUGGCGACGAUGCCUCGAAGCCUGUCUGAGCCUACUUCGGUCAGCUGUUGAAAUUUUUAACGGCGUAUUAUCUGGUGAGGUGUUACAUGAAAUUGUGUGCUCUACAGAGGGAAAAGAUUACCUGCACAAUCUGCUAGAAGUGGCUGGUGUAAAAGACAAAGUGGAAUACUCGUACAAAGAAUUAAAAAAUAGUGGGGAGUACAGGCAGUUAGACUCCCUUUUGGCAGAUAUUGACGGUGCUUGGUCCUCUUUGGAGCCAUAUUAUGUCAAGGCAGACAUAGCUGUAGAUAUGAAGCCGGAUCUGCUCGUGGGUUCAGGAAAUGAAAGCAGUUUAGUCUUUGAGCCACCCGCGUGCUGUGGUGUUUGUUUGACGGAUGUCAGAAACAGUGCGAAGACAGACGGCAGUAGAAAUACUAGUCAGUUGGAAUAUGGCGGCCAAGUCUAUCAUUCAGUCUGUGCGAAUCUUUGGGUCAACUGCGUCGAUUCAAGCCUUCCGGCAUUAGCUACAGGAAGUAGCGGCUUUCUGUGAAAGAAUACGGCGUUCAUUGACGGAAUUUUAUAACGAACGAUUCUGUGGUUUGCACAUGAUUUAUGGCUUUUAUUUAAAUAUUGAAAUUAUUUAUGAAUGAAAUGUCAUAUACAUAUUAUAACUGAAGGUGUAAGGUGUGGUACUGAACAUGUAUAAUUUUAUUAUAUGUUUUUGGAUUAUACAAGCAGCCAUUUUGUGCUCAUAGAAAUAGAGGGAAAAUAGGAUGUUCUGAUGUAACUUUUUGUUAUACAGUUUGUAUUUUUAAAUCUUAGAACUUUACAGUGAAGAGUGUUUUCCUGCGUAAGUUUAAAUCUUCUCUGUAUAUCCAAGAGAUUACAUUUAUUUUAUUAUUUAUUAUGUGUAACGGUACCCACUUUAUUAAGACUUUCUUUCGAUACUGCUCCACAAAACAAAGAUCUCUGUUUUGCUUCUUCUCGUUGACUUUUUUCAUCUGUAACUCCCUGAAGCUGUGGGCCUGAUAUUUUUUUUUUGUAAUUUUGAUGUUUAAAGUGAACAGGGCGGACGGAAUAGCAGAGAGAAAUGUGACGCGUACAUUUGCUAGUUGUUAAUUUAAACUGCCUUCGAUAGUUUUUCUGUAACCUCCAUUUUCUUCACCAGUUUUAAAGCAUGUACAGAACUUUCAACAGGUAUUUACAUCGUGAUCGGCUACGGCCUUCGAUAGAAACGGAUGAAUCAAGAAAAUAUCUUCUUUGCUGAAACUGUAAAAACUUUCUUCUUCUCUGUCCUCAAGUCUUCAAAAUUUUCUUUUGUGUUUGAGAGGCUGAGCCAACCCAGCAUCGUGAGGAAAUUGGGGAGCUACAAUGAGUAGCGUAAUCCAGUCAUGAAAACUAGCAAUGGCUGGGGGUUCGUCGUGCAGACCACACGUCACCCUAUAUCUGGUCGGAUGAUCGUUCACCUCUGCUUAGGCGUGUGAACGUGAGGCCAGCGGCCAGCUAGUCGGCUUUGGCUCUCAGAGGGCUGUUACGCAAAGAAAUUCUAUUCACGAUACUUUAGUGCUUCAAAUGUCAUAUCAUUUAUAACCAAACUGAAUUUUCUGAAAUGUUCUGUGUUCACACACAACACAGAAUUUUGCACUAAGGUAACGGUAAGAAGAUUUUUCCAGUAUUCACUCUUGAGGCCUUGUACUUCGCUGCUUGUUUUGUACCAUUUUUUCGUAGUCUGCGUAGCGCAAUAUGAGGUUAGCCGUCGGUUUCUUUGUGGAAUUUAAAAUAUCCUGACCACUGCUUCUCGAAGUUAUCCAGACAGGAGAAUUGGUUACUUUUCAUUUUUCACAGGCAAAAAGUUCCACUGAAUUAUAUCUCGCGAAACCGAAGGAUUCAAACUGCAACUUGAUAAUAACGUUGUCAGAUACACUUACAUUUUAUUUGAAAGAUUGGCAAAAAAUGGCAUGAAAGUAUUAACAUGUAUAUAUUAUGAAAUAAACUGUUCUCUAAAACGUGUUUAUCUUCUUCUGACUACGUAACCAUCUUCUCUGUAGUCGAUUUCCCUUGCGUUUUUAAUGAAGUGAGAGUCUGUUUCUGCCCUUGUCGGUUAAUCAUUUUUCUCUUUCCCCCUGAAUACAUAUUUAUUUAUUUCCCUGUAUAUCUUUAUUUCAAAUUCUGUCUUAUGUGAUUCAUCCCUUGACAGAUCUUAAAGCUGUCAUAUUUUUCCGCUGCUCCGCAAGUUUUACUUCCGCGUGCAAAUGUGGGAACUUCCGAUCAUUUCGUAACAUUUAAAUUUUCUCUUAAAUGUUCUAUUUCUUUUCCUACAUACGCCUUGAUACCGUCGUGUCUUAUUUACUUCAAAGCUUCGUAAGAUAUGUCACACUCCAAGAAUUUAAAUAAGCUUAAAUUAAUUACUGUACAGUGGAAUGAUAGACGUACUUAAUUGUAUAUUAAUGUUAGCUACUGUACAAUUCGCAGUAAAUAAUGUAUUAUAAUUUAUGUUAAAAGAAUUGUGGAAUAUACAUUUUUGAGCUUAUUACACGUACAUUCUAAUGCA